Messenger RNA from Oppia nitens, 939 nucleotides. RefSeq lists its product as uncharacterized. Gene Ontology annotation, biological process: protein polyubiquitination; protein monoubiquitination. The record is from RefSeq and is a predicted model, not a curated record. Gene Ontology annotation, molecular function: ubiquitin protein ligase activity. The coding region runs from base 1 to 939 and encodes 312 amino acids. Lineage: Eukaryota; Metazoa; Arthropoda; Arachnida; Sarcoptiformes; Oppiidae. The transcript has a single exon.
AUGUCUGAAAAUAACAAAAAUAUUAACUCUAAAGACCAACCAUUAGAUCCAAGUGAUGACACGACACAACCCAAUCAUAACGAGAAUAUUCCUCUUCAGUGUCCCGUUUGUCACAACCAUAUCGACAACAGAUCUCUGACAGACACCUGUUUACACGAAUUCUGUUAUAACUGUCUGUUAGAGGCCUCGCAUACCAACAAUCGGUGUCCAGUAUGUCGUCAAGAGUACAAUAAUAUCAUUCAUAACAUACAGUCAGAGAACCACUUCCAACAAACGCCAAUAUCUCAUAAUAAUGACCGACAAGUAAUGCAAUUCUUGAUGAAUGCAAGACUCAAUCAAAUGCGUUAUCGUCUGAUUAAUGAUAGACAACGUCUUCAUCAGUUUACAAACAAUCUUCAGCGCAUCUCAGAUACAAACAAAAAUAAUAAUAAUAAUAAUAAUAAUAAUGGCAUUUCUGACACAGAUAUGCAAGAGUUGCAGAACUUUAACCAAAGAAAUAUUGAAUUCAAUAUACAAAUGAUGGCUAUUAUUAAUGAAAUGACUGAUGAUAUCUAUGGCACCGGAAUAUUAAAUCAACCGAUUCACCAUCAGGUCAUCAUUGGUCAACAAGUACUACAUAACCACAAUCAUCAACUUAAUCAUAAUAAUAAUAACAACAAUAUUGUUGCCAUUGAAUCUGAUGAGUCCAUCGAUAAUGACGACGACUUAUACCCAGUAGAAGAAGAUCAUCAAGAGUUGCCACAACACCAACCUAUGAAUGUUGAGAACAAUGUGGCCCAAGAAGUGGUACCAGAAGUUAGACAACAGCAAAGAGUUGUUAUACCUUCGAGUAAUAACAAUAUUUUAGAAAACACUUCUAAAACCAAUCAAAUGACUGACAAUUCAGGAAACAAAUCAAACGAUAAGUCCGAAGAUAAUAACGAAUCCAAUUCUGACUAA